AUUACAUUUAUUGAGGUUAUGAGAUGGUAGUUCACUACCUCCGAUUGUCCAGUCGGUCUGUAAGAAACGUAAUACGUUUCCACAGCAGAAAGUUCUCAGCCUCAAAUGUCCAUCCCAAAAGUUCAAGUCCCCUAAAAUGGGUUCCUGUAGCAGUAGGAGGAGGAGCUGUUGGUGCUGCAGCUCUUGAAUACUUUUAUCCUCAAGCUAUUACUGCUUAUAUACCAUUUCUGAAGAAAGAUGUUCCUCCAGUGGAUUCAGUUCAGGAAGAGAAACCUUUUGAAGCUAUUGAUCUACUAUUCAAAGCAUCUCAAGAACAAGUGAAAGAAGAUUUGGACAAUUCUAUCAACAAACUGAAAGAUAUAAUAGGGGAUGAAAGUACAGCUGCAACAAAUUCAGAGGCUGUCAGUAGUCCACAGGAUGAACACCUAGAAUUGAGUAUACCAGAUGAAACUGUCAUCGGGGUUGUUGAAGAAGUGACAGAUUCAGAGACUGAAGCAGGUCCUGCGAAGAAGAAAAAGAAGAGGAGGAAGAAGAAGAAGGUUGAAGAGGUGGUUCCUGCAGAAGUUGAGGUGGUAACUGUUGAACCUGCUGAAACUGUAGCUCCUGCAGUCCAAACAACAGUGGAAGCAGCUGAGAUUAUCCCUGAUGAAAUCACUUCAGAAUCAGAUCUCACUGCUCCUCAAGUACCUGAUGAUGUCAUCACCACAUCAGCUCCUAUUGCAGCUACUGAGGAUCUCACAUGUGUCAGUCCAUUUGAGGUCCCCGAAAAUAUGUUGCUAGAAGAGACCCCAGAUCCAGAAGAAAUAGUUGAAACUGUAACCGUCCCUGAACCAGAGACAGAUGUCUCAGUUGGUGCUAUUGAGUCUGUGAUAGAGAGUGCAUUAGUAAGUGAUCCAGUCGAUGAGGUUCUCGGACUCGUAGAGGUUAAACCAGAUGAAGCUGAGUUGAUAAUGGAUGCUCUGAAAUCAUUAGAUUAUGAGCCGGUUCUGUCUGAUACAGUACUUGAUCUCCUAGUUGGUAAAGCUGCUAACAGAGAGAAAGCUGUAAUUGCAACCAUAUCUAGACUUGAGAACGCCAUGGCUAAUGUGGUUAACAUAGUCCAGGACGCACUGGAACACCAUAACACUACCUCUGCUCUGGUCACUUUGGCUAAACUUAAUGCUCAGUCGAUAUCUGAAGCAACGAGUAAGGAAGCUGCCAAGGAGUUGCUCGAGGAGCUACUUCGGUCAUCUGGAAACGUGGGAGAUGCAUUCAGCAGGGGAGAGGAUAUUGGUGACAAGGUAACUGGAGCAUUCAGCAAACUAAGUGAGAUCAUUGAAAAAGCUGAGCAGUUUGACUUAAAGGGUCCAGUCGAUGCAGCGAGAGCUUUGCUAUCAAAAAGCAGAUCAGAUUACUACAAGUCAUGUGAGAUAGCUCAGGAGAAUCAAGUAGAUCAUGCUCUUUUGUCCCACUAUCAGACUAGUGUGAUCAACAGAAAGAAGGUUUUGGACAGAGAGUUGGAGAUACUGCGAGACCACUUCCCACAAAAACACCACCAGCUGAACAAGACAUUUGAAUCACUUGAGCACCACCAAGCUCGAGUAGAUGAGCUGAAUACACUCAUAACUUACCUCAGUAACAAGGUGGGCAGACUGGAAUCGGAACUUGAGACCCAACAGAACUCUGAACUUGAAAAACUGAAAACAGUCGCUGAGGCUCAGAAAGCAGAGGAUGCUAAGAUACUGGAGGAGCGGAUGAAGGGUCAGGCAGAACAGUUGAGGUACAAGUACGAGUUGGAAAGGCAGAGUGAGGUCGAGAGCGCUGUUGCUGCUGCACGUGACGAGAGCGCUAGACACGCAGCCAAACAGGCACAGAUAUUGAAACAGGAGAUGACGGAGGCAGCUGAGAAACAGAUCAGAGAUCUUAAUUCCUUCUGGAGUGACGAGGCUGCACUAAGAGAGUCAGUGGUAGAAGUUGAGUACCAGUGUAAACUUGAGAAAACAGACGCUCUUCUCUCUGGUGUCACACAAAUGUUGGACGUACAAAGUGAGAGAUAUCAGACUCUUCUGUACAAUCAGAAACUACUCAAUCUUACCACAGUCCUGUUCGAAGCAAUCAACACGAGUGAGAAUAUUGACGCAGUGCGCCUACAAGCUAGUGUAGAUUUGCUAAGAAUGGAGUACACCAGUGAUCCGCUGAUAUCUGCUGUUACUUCUUCUAUUCCUAGUUCAGUUCAUUGCUCUUCUCUUACUAUUCUCAGAGACAGGUUGACUGAAUUGGAUGGUAAAUGCAGAAAAGUAGCACUGAUGACGUCAGAAGACUGUGGUAUUGGGUCCAGUAUCUUGUCACGUGCUAUGUCAGUCCUAACACUACACGAUGACACGUAUGAUACUAAACCCGAGGAGGGAGGAUCGUGGACGCUGUAUUACCUUAACAAAGCAGAGCGAGAGAUGAGGAACAAUAAUCUGGACACUGCUGCGCGGUAUCUCAACCAACUUGUCGGCAAACCACGUGCCAUUGUCACGGACUGGUUGAAAGACGCUCGAACUCUGCUCGAAAUGCGACAGUCUGCGAGUGUGCUACUAAACUACGCCAAGUCAAGGAACAACUCGUAGCAGGAAGUAAAAAUAUCACACCGAGUAUUUCUUUCACCCCACUAAGAGUAAUUUAUUUUGAUCACUAUUUGUCGAUAACUAAGGGGAAAAUACGAUUUUAAACUGUUAAGGAAUUGAAAGAGAAAGAGACGAUAUAAUUAUCUGUCAAAGUUUUUCUAAUUUUAGAAAUGUUUGAUACUCUACAAGGUAUGUUUUAUUUAUGAAGAGUUGUGUUUAUUUAUUGCAAAGGUAAAUCAUGACGAAGACUGAUACAUGAUUUGGGAUAAAGUUUUUUUACUCCACCGAAAUAGUUAAGUAUUUGAUCGCUAAGAAACAUUCUCCACGUCACGUUAGGAAUUGUGUUUUGUACUUAGUUUUAUAUAAUUCCAGGGAGUGUAGAUUAUGUUUUGUGAUAUAGAUUGUCUAUUUUGAAAAAUCGAUCCAUUGAUCAUUAAGUUACUUAAAUUCCUAUAAUAUGUGCAUAAUAGCUUUGAAUUGGUUG
Messenger RNA from Bolinopsis microptera, 3075 nucleotides. Its product is annotated as MICOS complex subunit MIC60-like. Gene Ontology annotation, cellular component: MICOS complex. NCBI's taxonomy places the organism in Eukaryota, Metazoa, Ctenophora, Tentaculata, Lobata, Bolinopsidae. Gene Ontology annotation, biological process: cristae formation. The record is from RefSeq and is a predicted model, not a curated record. The transcript has 11 exons. The coding region runs from base 24 to 2594 and encodes 856 amino acids.